AUGGCGGCGCGGAAGAGCCCCGCGCAGGAGCGGGAGCGGCCUCGCGACCACGCCUCAGGAAAUGACCAAGUUCAUUCCUGGACACUAGUCACCAGCCAAGCCUUAGAUGCCGCGUGGAGAGUGGUGAAGGGGUCGGUGACCUUGGCAGUUUCAUUUCUGGCGGCCAUCCUCUGCUACUUCAGAAGGCUGCAGCUGUAUUUAGGGCACCGGCUGAAAUGGUGGAUUGGAUAUCUGCAGAGAAGAUUCAAAAGGAACCUCAGCGUGGAGGCGGAAGUUGAUUUACUCAGUUAUUGUGCAAGAGAGUGGAAAGGAGAGACACCCCAUGCCAAGCUGAUGAGGAAGGCUUACGAGGAGCUGUUUUGGCGGCGGCAUAUUAAAUGUGUUCGACAAGUCAGGAGAGACAACUACGAUGCCCUGAGGUCAGUGCUGUUUCAGAUCUUCAACCGGGGCCUCGCUUUCCCAUCCUGGAUGAAAGAAAAAGAUAUUGUGAAGCUUCCUGAAAAACUGCUCUUUUCGCAAGGUUGUAAUUGGAUCCAGCAGUACAGUUUUGGUCCUGAGAAGUAUACAGGUUCCAAUGUGUUUGGAAAAUUACGCAAAUGUGUGGAAUUACUGAAAACACAGUGGACUGAAUUUAGUGGGAUUAAAGAUUAUCACAAGAGAGGAAGUAUGUGCAACGUCCUUUUUUCUGAUGCUCUCCUGGAAUAUAAACUUUAUGAAGCCCUGAAAUUCAUCAUGCUGUAUCAAGUCACUGAGGUUUAUGAACAAAUGAAGACCAAAAAGGUCAUCCCCAGUCUUUUUCGACUCCUGUUUACCCGGGAAACCUCAUCUGACCCCUUGAGCUUCAUGAUGAAUCACCUGAAUUCUGUCGGCGACACGUGUGGACUGGAGCAGAUUGAUAUGUUUAUACUCGGAUACUCCCUGGAAGUAAAGAUAAAAGUGUUCAGACUGUUCAAGUUUAACUCCAGAGACUUUGAAGUCUGCUAUCCAGAGGAGUCGCUCAGGGAGUGGCCGGAGAUCUCCCUGCUGACCGAGAACGACCGCCACUACCACAUUCCUGUCUUUUAA
Molecule: messenger RNA, 1065 nt
Organism: Rangifer tarandus platyrhynchus (Svalbard reindeer)
Lineage: Eukaryota; Metazoa; Chordata; Mammalia; Artiodactyla; Cervidae
Source: the annotation of a GenBank genome assembly